GAUGAACUGACACACGAAGCAACAGCGGGUCUGACGGCUAACGGUGAGUGGCAGUCAUCCCACCCCGCUCAGCCAUGGACGCCUUCCAACGAUUCCAAGGGGUCAAGACCCGGGGGUCCAUCAGGAAAGAGCCCGUGGGCGAGAGCUCAGCCCUGUGCCUGAAGAUACUGCUGAGGACCAGGAAGGAGCUCUGCGACGUGGUCCUGGAACCGCUCGGCCCAGAGCCGCCAUGUCCAACUGAGAUUCAUUUUGUAUGUUUACCCAGCCAAGCUGAAGGAGACACUUGUAUGCUACAGACCCUGCCACCUGUGCCCGCUGAACUGCUGGAGUCGCUGAAGUCGCUGCACGUGCACAGCCUAAAGGACGAAGAGGUCCUGCUGCUUCAAGACUCCAGGAAACGUCUGGAGAAAAACAACCGUGUUCCACAGGUGAGGUCACAGACAAGCUGUUGGAGUCAAGCCGUCUGUGUACUGCACCGUCCCCACUCCCCGUUGUGCAGUGUGGCGGCCAUCUUGGCUCUGUUGAGCCGCUACACGGCUGGCUUCAGGUACGCCCUGGAGCUGCAGUCUCUGCAGAGGUCCGAGCCCGACACCUGCCCGGGCGAGGACGACGACACCAACCAGUCCGUCUCCUCCAUCGAGGACGAGUUCGUCACCGCCCUCGAGCACCUGGAGAAAGAGGACACGACAGAUAACCUUGUCGCUGGUCCCUUCAGCCACCGCAACCAGCGGGACAUGGCCUCCCAGACUGCCCCCUCCGCCCGCAGAGAUGUGCCAGGAUCCAGGGUCAUCAUUAGCUCACGCGGCAAGGCGUCAUUGUCCAAUCAGGCGCCCUGCCCGGAGGUGUCGGUAUCGGUCCAAAGCUCGGUGCCGGCCUGGUCAUCGGGGCCAGAGAGCCAGUGGAGCUUCUUUAGCCCAAGCGGACCUCGGAAACGCCGCGUCUCCUCGGUCCGGCUCACAGAGUCGGAUGAGUCCGACUGCUCGAGCCCCAGUCCCAUCAUCUUCCUGGAUGAAGUGGGCUAUCAGAAAAGCUUGAAGGCAAAGCUGGACAUUCCAAAAAUCCCCGUCCUCAAGGACGGAGUGGAAGAUUCCGAUUCGGAAGUGAGCGAGUUCUUCGACAGCUUCGAUCGCUUCGAUGACCUGGACCAAGCUUCCGAGAGCACCUCUGAGCCACCCAAGGAGUUGACCACCGCUGGCCAGACGCAGAAAAACACAUUUCCGGAGGACUGCGCCUCAAAAGCCAUGAACCCCCACAGGUUUGACCACCCCGUCCUUCCUGCCAACAUCAAGAAACCCACUCCACUCAAACCAGGAUCUCCGUUCGCUGUCCAUCCCGACGUUCCUGACUCUCCCCGUCCGGUGAAUCCGUCCAGUGAGGAGAGUGGGAAUCUUUUCAGUCCUGUCAAAUCUUCCGCCUUCAGUCCUUUGGGAGACGGCGCGAGUGUGGAGUACUUCUGGAGGACGGAUGAAGAUAGCACUGAACUGCAGAAGCCCCAGGACCUCUGCACGCUGUACAAAAAAUACUCCGAUUUUGCCAGUAACAUAUCAAAAGACAUUCUCAGUUCAGUCUGUGGGUACUCAUCUCCUGUAGACAUGAACGUCAAUAAAAACCUGAGUUGCGUUUGCCAUAAGGAAUUUCAAAACAGCAGCGGGCACCUGAUGAAGUUGUCGGAAAUCCAGGAGGCGGUCACUGUAUCGCAGUCCCAGAAAUCACAGAGUCUGAAAGAGGGAAUCCAGAAAUUUGCCACAGACCUGGUGGAAAUGAGCCUGGGCAGUGCCUUCAGGGACCUGCAGAAAGGUGUGGCCUCCUGCACCACCACACUCUGCCAUCUGGCGGCAAGGCUGACGUCCUCGGUGUUUCAAAUGGCCUUCCAGGAGAUUGGCAUGAGGCGGGCGUACGUAUUAAAAGGGCACGCCGUCAACGGGUUGGCGGGCUUCUUGGUCGGGGAGGCGGUGUCUGGGGCCUUGAAUGAAUUCCACUUUGUGAAAAAGCAGAUUUUCAACAACACGGUCGCCCGGUUUGCGGCAGAUCUCGCGGAGGAACUGGUGUUCGAGGGCAUCAUGGAGGUUUGCCAGUUCUCGCACCCGUCCACGCCCACCACCCCGAGCGACUGGUCUUUCCAACAGGAGGAAGAAGUGGUUUCUUCGUAUGCCUCAGACCUCUCCGAAUCUGUGCUGCAAGAGGCCUUCAUCGAGUUAUCUCAAGCAGAUGUAGCCUUUACCACAGAAGCCGCCAUCAGUUUGUCUCUGGACAAUAUCCGCUAUGUCAGCUCUGAGGACACCGCUCAGACUACAAAGACUUGCAAUGCUGCCACAAGUUAUUUUGGAUUGCCGUGCACAGCCAAGUCAGUGAAUUCUGAGGCAGAAAGUGGCUGUACUGUGGGGAAAGCUCUGUUCUGCAUGUCUGGGAUUGCCAGUUGCAUUCCGGUUCCUGCAGCUGGGAAAGGUAUCUCCCAGUUCCAGAACCAAGCAGAGACCUGUCAGUGCAAAUCCAGCAUUUGCCAUACGUCACAAACUAGCCCUAGGAAGAGUAAUUUUUCGGAACAAUAUCAGGUGACAACAUCGGCAUCAGACACAUCUGCAGCAGUGCAAAUAAACCUUCUGCCACCUGUUGGCCGUGGCAGAGAUGUCUAUGGUGAGAGGUGUGCCUUGGAAGGCACCGGAAACUUCACGCCUUACGAGAUGGGUCCUGGUGCCCCGUUGUUUAGCAAGGAUAAAGCUCUCGACUUCUCUGAAAACGCGGUGGACACAACCGCUAGUGAAGGUUACACGCUCACGUCUCCCACUAAAGUCAAAACAAGAGCGGAGGGCUGUGCUUACCGUUUGAGCAGGAAAACUGGAGUCAGUAUCCCCUCACCAGAUCGGGUGUGCCCCUCAGAACACACAUCAGGCCAAGGGGAUUCAAACACCUCACCUUUCACAGAGUCCGAGCAUCGCUAUAGUGCCACCGAGCACUUGCCCAAGUAUUCCAUGUCACAGGACUCUAUGUUACAUCCGUCACCAUCUAAAGUUAAAUGUGUUAAUCCACAAAAUGCUGCUAAUCUACAUAAACAAAGUAUUAUUGAUCAGACUUACCCGUCAUCAACAAAGCCCCCCUUUAUUUCCCCAUCGAAGAGCCAAGGUGCAGAAUUGGCCUCCAAGGCGUGUCCCCUGCCCACAAAGUACUCUUUGGAGGUGCCUAGUUUUGAACCGGCUGGACGUGGCUGUAAGAAGAUUGCACCAGAAGAGGGACUCAGCAGCCCGGGGAGGACAUGCGGUGGAACCCCAGGCACCCCGCCGUCCACCCCCCAGCAGGGCCCACCGGUGUCCCAGGAGAAGCAGAUCAAGCAGUUCUCCAAGAAGCUCAAGACCAAGCUUUCGAAGGAGUUCUCCCCUGCCACGCCUCCGCCCACUCCCCGGGACCGGCCUGUUGGGGAAGGCUCAGAAACUGGGGGGGAGGCGGGGAAGGCGGACUUCAUGCUGAAGCUCAUGAGGUCCCUCUCUGAUGAAGCUGGCGGGACUGAGGACGAUCAGGACGGCCAAGAGGAUAGCUGUGGUCCUGGAACAGCAGCUACAUCCUGCCCGGAGGAACUAAACGUUCCCAGGGAAGCGGAUCACAAAAUGGUGGAAAGGGGAGCUCUCUGUUAUGCUGGACGCUUAGCGAGCCACAUUGUUUCCAUGGCUACUGAGAUGGACAACCUGGGUCAGGAAGCCGGACUGAAGUUUGAGGAUUCUGAUGGAAGAGGAGGUCUUCCUGUGCACACAGCACGGUUUUCAGAAGACACUUUAAAGUCACUGUGGGCCUACUCUGGGGAAGUAGCAGGGGAGGUGGUUGAGGAUGUGAAGAGGGUGACCGGUGUCAGUCAUUGCAGACACAGUGUCUCGAGAAGAACGGUAGAAGUUUGCCAUGAAUGUCGGGAACACAUGGACCACAGAGAUGUCAGACUGACCAGCAUGGUGGACCAGUGGUCAAGUGAUCUUCUGACCUCGGUCAUGAGCAUUCAGAGCUCAGAGUUGAGUGGCACCUCUUCAGAAUACCCUAGCAGUGAGAGCGUUACAGAUGAAUAUACCGGGUACGUCAUCAGGGUUCUGAAGAGAGAAGGUGGCCAACGGGAGCUCAUGUUGGACCAGUACGCGAGCCGUCUUGCCUACCGGUCCAUCAGAGCCGGGCUAGCACAGGCCGCAAAGACGACUAAGCAGAGGCCUAAUCUGAGGCUCGACUCCUUCAGGAGGUUGCCUCACAGUGUUGCACGUCAGCCCAACAGAAGCAUCGUGAUCGAGACGCCUUCUGAGGAUGCGGACAGGAAAGAGUGCUCUUCUAGCAAAGCGGUGCCAUGUGCAUGCCAGGAAACCAGGAACAACGACAGGCGGGAGUGCAUGGAACUUGUAGUCUUUGCGGAAUCUUUGGCCUACAACAUCAUCUGUGAUGUUACAAGGAAGCUCAGACCGUCAUCAGCUGGGCUGCCCAAAUCCUUGACGGACUCGUGUCUGUAUAAAAAGUCCAUGGCGGAAGAUGAGGCCAAGAACCUGGGCAAACCCUUGAGCUGCUCAGUGCCACACACAGAAAAAUCCAAACAGUACCAUAGCACCAGCACCUUAAACGAGAACAACAGCGGUGGUGUCAUUAAAGUCAUUGAACACUAUGCCAGAAAAAUUGUCGAUGACACGCUGGAGUUGACAAUUGCAUCCUCGUGCCAUCAACCUUCGGAGGACAAGAGCAUGGCGGACAGAAACGCACACACCCGCCAACUGUCGGAAGGAGCACUAUGUCCAUCGUUAGCUGACAAAACAUGUUGCUAUUGCGUGAUUCGGGAACGUCCAUUUUGCAACACCGUGUUCAGGCACAGGCCGCUUGAAAUGAACUGGAGGAGGAGCCUGGACUGUGGCGUGAUGUCCGAUCGCGGCUGUAACCGCACCAGGACGUGCGGCAUCGAGAUUCCCAAAAUCCACAUUGAUUCAGAGAAGAGGGCGGAAUUCGCGGAGGCGGUGGUGUUAUCGGCGAUCGAGAAAGCCAAGCGGGAGCUGAGCAACACCAGCCUGAACGCGGACAGCGGGAUCGGGCACGAUGGCGCAAGCUUCGCCGAGAGUCUCGCCACCGAAAUCAUGACGUCAGCGAUGUCCAACGUCUGCCAGACCAUCAACAUCAGCCCCCCAGGGAGAGAGAGGACUCACGCGACCGAGUCCCCCGGCAGCCAUCGGCUCAGCCUGAGCACUGGGGAGGACAGCCUGGGCAGCUGGUCCAACCUCAGCUUCGAGGACGACCACCUGGACGAAACCAGCAGCUUCCUGCACCUGAGCGACAGCAACGGAAACAGCAGCAGCUGGAGCAGUCUGGGGAUGGAAGGGGAGGAGCCUACGUCCCUUUCUCCAGCUCACAGUGACGGCGCUGAGGAGAAGGAGGCGGAGCCUAAGGAUGGCGUGACUGCAGGGCAGCCGCGGGCACGGGGGGCCUGUCUGACGGCGCUCCACACAGACCUGCACCGGCCCAGCCUGGACCCGCAGGUGAGGGCGGGGCUGCUCUGGAUCGCCGCCUCCCACUCAGACCUGCCCAUCCUGCAGCUGGGCCAAUCAGGAGAGGAGCAGCUCCAGCAGCUGCCGGCGGUGCUGUCGAGGGUCAGAGAGAGGGGCUGGAUGGCUGGAGACCUCUUACAGGCCCUCCUGAAGUACUGCGAAGGGCCCGAACCCCAGCCAGACGCAGAGGACCCCCCGCGCCGUAAGACCUUCUUCCAGUGGCUGCUGGAACACGCCUAGACCGGCCCCCACCCCCUCCCGCCCCCUGAUCCCAUCCCAGCCAAUCACGCUCAGCGCUUAGCUAACGCUCUGAAAAGGAAUGGAGUCAGUGAGCACUAAUAGUCGUGUCGCAUCUCGACUCUUCCCCGGCAAUGUGCAAUGUCUUUUAUUAAUUUUUUUUUUUUUGGCCAAAAACUAGAAGCCUAGUCAGUCCAUAGAAGGUGUCUGUUGUCUUGUGUAUUGCUUUUGCACUGGACAUAAGGGGGGGGGGGAGGGGCUUACAGACAGACAUCAGCUUGUGAUUGGUGGCUAUGAUGUGACUGAAAGGGCUUUGCUCUCCUUGUUGACGCAAGCGGUGUCUCUCAUUGGUGCAUGUCAGUACCCGUGUGUGAGUAUCAGAAUCCCCAUCUGUACUGUAUGUACACAGUUAUAUUUACUUUCUGCCGGAAAGGAAAGGAAGGGCACACACCCCCCCCCCCACCUUCAGUUGUUUAAAAGUAAAAAAAAAAAAAAGAAAAAAAAAAAGUUUCUUCAGGGAAAACUGUCACCUCUAUACCAUUUCUUCAGUGGGGUCGUCUCCACAAGUUCAGGGACCAGCCCCCAAGGGUCACUACGACUUCCAGAACCUUCCGUUGCUCACGGUGGCCGUCUGAUUCUCGUAACUUGACGUCUCGCCCUGGCAGCGUCACGGUGGUGAUUAUACAGCAAGUUUUUUUUAGUUUUUUUUAGUUUUUUUUUUUACCCUUUUCAGACAUUUUUGGACACAAAUGAAUGUAGAUUCAAAGAAUCCCUGGAAUAUUGCGAAAGUCAGAGUGAACAUUGGUGUUUGUUUGAAAGAACUUGUUUGGCAUGGGUGCAAACAGGCCAGGGCCCAGCUGUCCGUGAAUGUAUUUAAAUAUUGUGUUAAGUUCUGUUAACAAGCAAGUGUUGAGUUCAGUUAACAAGCAAGUGUUACGUUGAGUUAACAAGCAAGUGUUUAAAGCAGUUUGUUUUAAGUGCCGUGCAAGUGUGAAACCCCAAAUCCCUCUCACCAGAAUGUUCUUUAUGUAUACAGCAUUAUCGGGAAGCAGAAAGUUUUCAAAAAGAGUUAUAUAAAAUUUAAAAUCAUAUAAAUUAAGUUGUUUCAUAAACAUCGCUGCAGACUUUGCCUUAAUGUGGUCUGGAAGGGCAGGACAUAAUUUUUAAACAUGAAGCAGUAGUAUUAUUUACAACAACACACAGGAAACAGGAAAUGCCUUCCCCAGGUUAAAUGCAGUGGUGUUUCAAGGCCACAUGCUGGACGUGGAAUCAGCAAAAACAUUUCCAGUGGAGUUGCAUCUCUCCUGCUUCAAAGGGCCCACAUUGCACACAUUUCCAGUGUUUCAUUUUAGGUCCUGAUAUUCAAAAAAUAUGUUUGAAUGGUUUUAAUGAGCAAAAACGAUCUCUGUCCAGUUUCACAUGUCCAUUCUCCAGCUCUCGUGAAACAUGACUCAUUAAUAUCAGUGAACCUCUCUUCUGAUUGGCUGGCUAGCUCCACAACGAGCUGAACGCUGUCUGUGCGGAGCGAUUGGAUUUGUCCUGGCUACAAGGUGUGCCGUGCCGAAGGCGGGCUUAUGCAAAUGAGCGUAUUGUUGUGAUGUCAUAAAGUUACGGAAGUCCAAGCGGCUCUUUAAAUGCAGUUUCUUCAGACAGAUUGUGUGGAUUUAUUUGCGGACUGUGUUGUUAGAUACUUUCACAGUGCGUUUCCAGCACAGACAACGCCUUUAUAAUCCACAUAGCAAGGGAAUUGUCAUUUACCACAAUACGGGACCUUUAAGGCCUUUAAGGCAGGUGGUCAAACAGGAAGAUGGAGUGACACACUGGGUGCAAAGAGUAAUUACUGGCACACCUCCAGUCUGAACCACACCAAACGCGUCGGGCAUUCCUCAGCGGACGGUCACGUACACAUCCGCGUUCUCCCGCGGUUUCCCGCCGUCUCUCUCCUCUCUAAUCUCGCGCCGUCCCCGACCGCUGGAGGGAGAUACGGAGAAUGAUGCGCUUUCGGGAGAAACGGCCCAGACCCGGGGAAAAGACCACAUGUGAGAGCACGAAACCACAGGCCCGUCCGUCACGGGCUGAUCACCAAUGAGCAACCCUUCCAAUGUUGCGAAAACGUAAAGGUCACACCGUUACCACCAGUGCUCACACAACGGACACUUAAAAAGCGGUCCGUGACCUGGUGGAGAGGAUUUCAGGGGAAAAUAAACGUGGACUUCAAUUACGACUAAAGCGACAAACCAUUUAUUCAGUCCAUAUGGUGGCUUGGAGUUCAGAUAUAAAUAUCUUAUGCUGACAGCGCAUACUUAAAAAAAAACCGGUCUGUUUCUGCAUGGGCCUUUUCUCUGUAGUCAUGGUAAUUACGCGGUGAAGUUGUGUUACUAGUGGCGUACUGCAAUAUCCUCUGAACCGAUUGGCCCGCUGUGCGUUGUGACAUCACAGAAUCAUCGCCAUUUUUGGCAGCGAAAACACGGCUGAGGAAUUUAAUGCCGCACAAUGCAUUAAAAAAACCAAAGGGCACGUUCAAUAUGAAUAUUAAAGUAGCCUGUCGGUGAACCCGCACUAAUGCCUCGACCAGCGUAUUUUAAGUGUCGAACAUUGUCUGAACAUUUGGCGGGACGGCGUUAACUGCAUUUUGAGGUUUCUCUGUGAUUUCCUUUGAGGUGGACCGCUGUCACCAUCUGCAGCGAGAACUCAAUUUUUGACCGAGCGGUCAGCCCAGAGUGCGGGGCACAGCCCGGCUCGUACAGCUUGUGCUGCAGACCGCUGCCAAACGCCAUCCCAGUAAAAACACUAACAGACACGCACACGCACACACACACGCACGCACACACACGCACACACACACACACACGCACACACACACACGCUCGCACCAGUCCAGCGCAGCGGGCGGUGGAGUUGUACAGACAGAGCGGGCUUCGAGGAAAGGCAGGUCAGAGAUGGCGUGGGACGGGGAGGACUCAGAGUUGGUACUGCAGUCCGGUGCCGUUAUCUGACGGUUCCUGGAACUGGCCCGGAGUGGCUACUACCUACUAAUCUCUUACUUUACACAGAGACAAGAGAUACACUCGCCUAAUCAGCCCUCUUCUACUACAAGUCACUUUAUUUAAUACACAUUCUUAUCUUCCAGAAGAUAAACCCAAUGCUAUUUCGUGUUAUUUAUAGCUGAAUGUGUAAAGCAGAGAUUUAACUGGCUACUUAAAAAUAAAUAAAUAUAUAUUUUAUGACUUGUUCAGUGUUACUCUCAUCUCAUCGGACAUUGUAGCAUCAGACCGUAUGUACAAUGGCUGCUAGAUUUUUCCCGCUUCUUUGUAUAAUCUUUUGCCAAAUACAAUAUCUAAGGACCAGCGUUAACAGCGGCGAGCUCACUCCUGUCCUGUAGUGAUAUUGCAUUAAUAGUUUACAGUGAAAGUGAAAGUGCUGUAUUUGUCUUUAAGCUAAAACAAAUAAAGCUUUCUCAUGUGUA
This is a messenger RNA of Conger conger (European conger), 9192 nucleotides long. RefSeq names its product A-kinase anchor protein 11-like. Gene Ontology annotation, cellular component: cytoplasm. NCBI's taxonomy places the organism in Eukaryota, Metazoa, Chordata, Actinopteri, Anguilliformes, Congridae. Gene Ontology annotation, molecular function: protein kinase A binding. Gene Ontology annotation, biological process: intracellular protein localization. The transcript has 12 exons. The record is from RefSeq and is a predicted model, not a curated record. The coding region runs from base 75 to 5729 and encodes 1884 amino acids.